This is a messenger RNA of Pygocentrus nattereri (red-bellied piranha), 1781 nucleotides long. It is a transcript of the gene npepl1, whose product is annotated as aminopeptidase like 1. The transcript has 12 exons. Gene Ontology annotation, cellular component: cytoplasm. Gene Ontology annotation, molecular function: manganese ion binding; metalloaminopeptidase activity. Gene Ontology annotation, biological process: proteolysis. Lineage: Eukaryota; Metazoa; Chordata; Actinopteri; Characiformes; Serrasalmidae. The coding region runs from base 68 to 1645 and encodes 525 amino acids. The record is from RefSeq and is a predicted model, not a curated record.
GUUCUCGCGGGAUGUCAGCUGUGCAGCUGGAGAAGAGGAGCCGGAGCUGUUAGUGGAACAGUGGAACAUGGCUAACGUGGUUCUGGAGUUUAAGGCUGAUGCCGGAGACUCGGAGCCGCCGAACCGACCUGUUCUGGUCGUUGGGCAGCUCAGCAACCUGCAGCAGACCAACUGGACUCAGAUUAAAGCGAAGCUGCAGCCCGCGGUCAGCAAAGAGAUAUGGCAGUCUGCUCUGUGCGCUCUGAACCCGAAUCCCACCGACAGCUGCCCGCUGUAUCUCAGCUACGCCACUGUGGCAGCUCUGCCCUCUCGGGUCAGCCGUCACAACUGCCCCGCCUCUGCCCACUUCCUCACCCGCCUGGUCCGCACCUGCCUGCCUCCAGGCAGCAACCGUUGCAUCCUGAUGGUAUGUGAGCGGUCCGACGUGUUUGCGUCGGCGUGCGCCAUCGCCCGUGCUUUCCCACUCUUCACCCGCCGCUCAACCUCCUCACGCAGGACGGAGAAGAAGCACGUCACUGUGGAGUUCGUCACCGUUGGACAGGACAACGGCCCUCUGGAGCUCUCCACGCUGGAGUGUCUUUCCAACACGGCUGAUGGAGUUCGGUUAGCAGCCCGGAUUGUGGACACUCCUUGCAGUGAGAUGAACACUGACCAUUUCCUUGAGGAGAUCAGAGCAGUGGGGAAUGAACUGGGCAUCACACCAACUAUAAUUCGAGGAGAGGAACUGAAACACAGGGGCUUUGGAGGUAUUUAUGGUGUGGGUAAAGCAGCUGAACACCCUCCUGCUCUCGCUGUACUUAGCCACACCCCCUCUAGUGCCACUCAGACUAUUGCCUGGGUGGGCAAAGGCAUCGUUUAUGACACGGGUGGUCUCAGCAUCAAGGGCAAAACCACAAUGCCCGGCAUGAAGAGAGACUGCGGAGGAGCAGCUGCCAUUCUGGGAGCGUUUAAAGCGACUGUCAAACUGGGGUUCAAAGAUAACCUCCACGCUGUGUUCUGCCUGGCUGAGAACGCAGUGGGACCUACAGCCACUCGGCCGGACGACAUCCACACCCUGUACUCUGGAAAGACAGUGGAGAUCAACAACACCGACGCAGAGGGGAGGCUGGUGCUGUCUGACGGAGUUGUUUAUGCCAGUAAGGAUCUGUCUGCUGAUAUUAUUCUGGAUAUGGCCACUCUGACCGGAGCUCAGGGAAUCUCCACAGGGAAGUACCACGCAGCCAUCAUGACGAACAGUGAGGAGUGGGAGGCAGCAUGUGUGAAAGCUGGUCGCAGCAGCGGAGAUCUGGCCCAUCCUCUGGUCUACUGCCCCGAACUCCACUUCAGCGAGUUCACCUCCGCCGUCGCCGACAUGAAGAACUCUGUAGCGGAUCGUGAAAACGCUCAGAGCUCCUGUGCUGGACUGUUCAUUGGCUCUCACCUGGGAUUCGACUGGCCUGGUGUGUGGGUGCACGUGGACAUCGCCUCACCUGUACACGCUGGCGAGCGGGCAACAGGUUUCGGGGUGGCUCUGCUGUUGGCGCUGUUUGGUCAGGCGUCUGAAGACCCUGUGCUGAACACGGUGUCUCCGCUGGGCGUCGCUGCUGCCAACGCUUCAUGUGGGGAUCAAAUGGAGAGAGACAGCAAGAGGAGAAGACUGGUCUGAUGAUCAUCUCCGUCUGCCCCACAGUUCCUGUGUUUAGAAGCCAGUAAAAUCAGUUAUCACAAACUCUUUCUGACCCCACUGUCCCCCCGCCCCACUGACACACACAUUCAUACACACACUCGCACUCACAUUCAUA